AUGGAAGGGGCCUCGGGAUGGCAUGAGACCACGGGCUUGGGCGAGAAUGUUGUGCCCAGUGCACGAACGCACCUUUGUAUCUUCAUCCCCAUCAGCCAGCGGAGCCGGAAGGAUGCCGCUUUAGCCACUGCAGCCCUGGAGACCUGGGCCGCACCAACGCUGCAGCGCAGCGCAGGUGCAAGGGUUCGCUUCGUCAGCGUUGCAAGCACGGCUGGGACCACCCUGGAGCCCUUUACGCUCCACGUCCCCGGAGACGAGGAGGUGGACUACCGCCAUCUACCCAUCCGGAUCUUGAAAAUCUGGCACUACCUCGGCCAAUAUGAGCCAGACGAGUGCGACUGGAUCUUCAAGGCCGAUUCCGACACCUACGUGAACUUGCGGACUCUAAGCGACCGGCUGAGCUGCUUUCGCAGCGAGGAUCCGCACUACCUCGGCGUUGUUCACGCCUUGGUCCCACCACGCCACCUUCGUGAUAUGUGGGCAGCGCUUUACUUCGGCCAUGGCGGUUCAGGCUACGGAGUAAGCCGUGGUGCCUUGGCAGAUGUCGGUGCGGCGUCGCCAGUUUGUCUUGAAGACAUGAUGCACAUGACGCAAGGAGAUGCCAUGGAGGAUGUGAUCUUCGCACUCUGCUUGAAGCGCCAGCUGGGCUUGCAGGUGUCAAGUUAUGGCUUUCUUCUGCCGAGCUCGGCGGGUAACAUGGAUUUCGACACCCAGGUCUCGACGCAGGAGUUCAUCGUCAACUUCCACCAAGCACGUGAUGAACUUCUGGCUCAGGCAGAAGCACCGGGGGGUCAGCCUCUGCAGCGUUUCAUAUAUUGGGACGCGCAGCCACCUCCUCUCCACGGCUGCCUUAUCAUCGCUCACCCUGUUGAGAACGAGACGGAUCUUCAUAAGGUCCAUGCCGCCGUGCUCCAAGACACCCAGCUGCAGGUUGCACACCUUGCCCAGGUCCCGCACCUGCCACCGCCGCGCCUCCUAGUGGGCGGGCGGCCUGGCAGGGCCCAAUGCGCGCCGAGUGCAGCCUCCCUAGCUCGUCAGGCUGAGGUUCGCCUGAGCGCACCAAACACAGAGGCCAAGGCCUUCUGGACGUCAGAUCAGCUUGGCAACCUCUCUUCGUGCCUUGCCGCGGCCAUGGGUCCUGCACCUCGCUGUGAAUGGUCGCCGACCAGUGCCCAGUUCUAUGGGCUGAGCCAUUGGCCACCAGCACGAAGCGUGGACGAGUGUGUGGAAGCCUGCUGUCGCUCAGGUGCUGAGUGCUCCCUGUUCCAGUACCAGGUCGAUCAAGGCUGCUGGCUUGGGCGCUGGGAGGAGGCUCAGCCCGUGGUGUCCGAGCUGACCUUCAUCGGCGGCGUCAAGGUGGCUUGA
This is a messenger RNA of Symbiodinium sp. CCMP2592, 1365 nucleotides long. The record is from the annotation of a GenBank genome assembly. Lineage: Eukaryota; Dinophyceae; Suessiales; Symbiodiniaceae.